UAAUUGUGAAACCUUAAUGUUUACUCUGUAAGCAUGGUGACACAACGUGGACGUUCACCUGUUUCUAUUUGAUUGGUCAACUGAAAGCAGGAAAGUGUUGCUGUAUUUUACCAAAAUUUUGAUUAUUACGAAACUAAAGUCAUGAUCUCCCGAAGACGGGUAACGUUCAAAUGCGUAACACUUAUUGGUGCGACAUGCCUCGUUUUAUUUGUGAUCAACUCCAUGAGAGCGACCUCUGGCGACGAUGAAUUACACAGGCUACUGGGAAGAGAACACCAGGAAAAUUUGCUUGAUCUGAACACUGUCUUGAAAUCGAGACGGAAAGCAAACGGACGGUACAUGACCCGAACGUUGACCGACAAGGGAAGGUCGAAGGAUCUAACAGGGUUUGGAGAUAUUGAACAGGAACAAGGUAAUGAAUGGGUUAAUAAUUUCCAACUAAAUGCCAGGCUUCAAUUCAACAAUGAACUGCAUCAGCUGGAGGGCGAUAUCAAAAAUCCAGAGCCUGUAAAAGAAAAUGUCGAAAUAAUCAACAAAGAACAAACCGAUGAUGAGGAGAGCAGAGUUCUCCCGGUCCUCAUUGAUGGUGAUCAUUUGCAGAACGACUUAGAUCUUGAUACAAGAGAUCAAGAUAAACAACCGGACCGAGACAUUAUACAGAAGGAUGAAGGUAAUAUUGACAUUGCUGUGCAAAGCCAGGACAAACAUGAAGCAGUGGUCGUUGACACGGUAAAGGUGGCAGCGUCGGGGAACAAGUCACCGCUUAAAAAUAAAACCUUGCCUGCCAAAACAUCAAGGAAACGGGUUAGAGUGAUUCGUAAGACUAUGAGAAACGGGAAAGUUAUCCAUGAAGAAGUCGUAGGCAUUAAAACAGUUAUAACAAACGAGAACAAUAUCAGGAUAAAAGGACAAGGAAACAUACCGACUUAUGAUGAGAUCUGGUACAGCGAUAUUCUGAACGGUAACUUCAAAGCCAAUCCGAUACUACUCAAGAAUAAAACUCGAGAAAGUCCUUAUCUGACAGAAAAGCUUUGGCGCUUUCAGGAUACUAACUCCGAGCGACUCUUUCUCUAUGAAAGGCUGUUAAAUCACGGAUGGAGUAGAAACUUAACAAACCUUAACCAUCUCAGGCUAGAGCUUUUAGAGAGUGGCAUCGAUGCUGAAAAUAAUCUCAUUGUAACUCAGAAAAACGCCCAAUUAGGUUCUUUACUUCCGUUCUACAUAAGCACCAAGGUUCCCGAUGGAGAAACGACUAAGAGAGUUCAAGCCUACAAUGUGUCUGCACAGUUUAGACAAAGCAUACCUCAGGAGUCGCCGUUUCGUGGCAAGAGAUAUAAACGCUGUGCCGUUAUAGGAAAUAGUGGAAGUCUUCUCAACAGUGGUUGUGGUGCUGAAAUAGAUGGCUUUGAUAUGAUAUUCAGAUGUAAUGCUGCACCAAUCGAUAAAUAUGCACACGACGCUGGAUGGAAAAGCAACAUCACAACAUUUAAUCCAAGUAUAUUUUAUAGGAGAUUUAAUGCUCUGAAGACGAAAGAAGAUUAUCUACGAUUUAAAGAGAACAUCACCCAGUAUCAUGGCUUCAUCUGGCUCGCAUGCUUUGGAUCUGCAGCUCUCCAUAAUGUCUGUCUUACGCCAAUUCUCGCCAAAGAUUCCGGGGAAGCAAAGACCCCUCGUCUUGUGUUGUCGAAUCCUAAUCAGUUCGUCAACUUUUGGGAAUUCUGGAAGACAAGAGACAUCGCCAAGACGCCAUCUACUGGAUUCUUCAUGACACAUGCAUCAUUAGAGCUUUGUGAGGAGACCCAUCUGUACGGCUUCUGGCCGUUCCCUCUGCGAUUAGACUCGACGUUCGAGCGGGUACCGUACCACUACUUCGAUGACCUGAUUGUAUCAAAGCGGCACGGAAUGAGUGACGAAUUUUCUGUGUUUCUACAAUACCACGAAUUAGGCAUAUUGCGUUUACACACAGGCAAAUGUCAGAGAGAGAAGACUUGAUUAAUUUUCUUUUUACUUUGUAAUAUUGUAUUGCAAUAACAAAUUGUUGUCAUAUAUAGAAGGUGGGCUUUCAUUUUGCCAUUCUACAAUGAGCAUCUCAGUUGUUAUCAAAAUUCACUUGAGAAAAAUCGAACAUCGAGACCUUUGUUCUAGCUUUGUUUACAAAACAAUAGAUCUGUAACCAUCUUUAUUAUGAAUGUAUAAAUAAAGAGAGAAAGAGAGAGAGAGAGAGGGAGUCGUGAUAGAUCUCCAAGUAUUUAUCGAAUCCCAAUGUAUUCAGUUAAAAAGAGGUGGCUAAAUAAGACAAUCAGUGCUAUCCUUUAUAAAUGCAAAUCCAAUAUGUGAUUUCCAAUUUCCGGAAAUAACCAUUGCAGAAUUAUUAAUGAGCAAAACGUGUCUGCUGAAUGAAAUCUAUAUGUAAAUUUCACUUUGUGAUUUUGUUUCUCUCAAUCAUUUGCACCGCACUCAGAAAGGCAUUUACAAUUCAUUUCUCAAGGGGAGCCAUUUUUUAUAUUUUCAUUCCGAUGGAUGCGUGUAAAAAUAAUUACCCGUAAUAUAUAUUUUGUUCAUUUUUUCCGUAUUAAAAAUGACUUGCCUUUUCAUCUUUUAUUUAAGUCAGUGAACUACGAUAGUUCUUUUUUAACAACAUGAAAACCUUAUUUGUUCAAGGACACGAUGCAGCGCUAGAGGUGUCAUGAACACAAAUUCAAAUUAUAAUUCGUAAAAUAAAAGUACGGAAAACGCUUACUCGACUAGAAUCAGUACUAACUAUUGCAGUAGUAUUAUUCAUCGUUAUAGUUCAAUUUGCAUUAUUAUUGUA
Messenger RNA from Lytechinus pictus (painted urchin), 2812 nucleotides. Its product is annotated as alpha-2,8-sialyltransferase 8F-like. Gene Ontology annotation, biological process: oligosaccharide metabolic process; N-glycan processing. The coding region runs from base 142 to 1992 and encodes 616 amino acids. The transcript is spliced from 9 exons. NCBI's taxonomy places the organism in Eukaryota, Metazoa, Echinodermata, Echinoidea, Temnopleuroida, Toxopneustidae. The record is from RefSeq and is a predicted model, not a curated record. Gene Ontology annotation, molecular function: alpha-N-acetylneuraminate alpha-2,8-sialyltransferase activity.